Phascolarctos cinereus (koala) is the source of this 2374-nucleotide messenger RNA. It is a transcript of the gene HYLS1, whose product is annotated as HYLS1 centriolar and ciliogenesis associated. Gene Ontology annotation, cellular component: non-motile cilium; centriole. The record is from RefSeq and is a predicted model, not a curated record. NCBI's taxonomy places the organism in Eukaryota, Metazoa, Chordata, Mammalia, Diprotodontia, Phascolarctidae. Gene Ontology annotation, biological process: cilium assembly.
AACCGACUGAAAGAAUUUAAUCAAUGGUUUUAUUCCACACUGGAAGCAAAGCUCAGAAACAACUAAGAAACUCUUACCUUAAGUAAUUUCAAUGGCAGAAAAAAGCCAUGCCUACAACAUAGAAGCAGCAAUGGAGAAACUCAUGGGGCCUGAUAAACAAAAAUGGGCCACGAUGGAUCCAGAAGAACGUAUGGCAGCUGCUGCUAUAGCCUUUACCCAGAUCUGUGCAGGGCAGGGUGAGGGGGAUACCAUAAGAGAAGCCAGAUCAAACCAGUAUGAUCCCUAUAGUAAAGCUUCAGUGACCUUGGGCAAGGCACCCUCUCUUCCUGUGCAUCUGCGGUGCGCACAAGAAGAUCUUAUAGUUUCAGAGACUGGCUCAGACACCUCCCAGAUAGCCCAGAAGCCAGUAAUGAAGAGGAAAGUGCUUCGUAGGAAGCCAGAUGGUGAAGUAAUGGUUACAGAUGAGUCUGUUGUAAGUGAUUCAGGGUCUAGUAUAGAAAAGGACAUGGAGCUCUGGGACUUGAGGCGAAGACUAAUGAAUCUGCAGCCCUGCCAGGAAGACAAUGAGUCUGAGGCUGAAGGUAUGGAUAGUUCAGAAAAGUUGUACCCACAACAUUCAUACCAUCACAUUUCUCAGGAAGAAGAAGAAAUCAUCUGCUACCUACAAAGAGAAGCAAUGGAACCUCCAGGUUAUGAACAAGAUCUGAUUGUUUCUAACCGACCCAAGUCAUUCAUCCUCCCAAAGCUGGAUCAGCUGGGCCGAAACCGGGGAAAAAUUGACCGAGUAGCACGGUAUUUUGAGUACAAAAGAGAUUGGGAUUCAAUGAGGUUCCCAGGAGAAGAUCAAAGGAAGGACCUUCGUUGGGGUGUUCGAGAGCAGAUGAUCUGUCGGUCAGAGCCCCAACCCAAGCCUCAGCACAUAUAUGUCCCCAACAACUACUUAGUACCAACCAUGAAGAAGAGAUCUGCCUUACGUUGGGGUGUGCGCUGUGACCUAGCAAAUGGUAUCAUGCCCAGGAAGCUCCCUUCCCCUGUUUCUCCCUCUUAGUCCUUUACUGUCUAGUUUCCUACUCAAGAUAAUCUGUGACUCCCUUUCACACUUUCCAUAAAAAGAAACAACUGACUUUUAAAAAACAAAGAACAUUUUAAGGAAGGACUUCAUCCAUCUCGGGCUUUUUUCUUUCUGUUCCAAACCGUGUCAGAUGCCAAUUAACUUCCAUAUUACCAUUCACAAACCCAGCACUCUUAAGACAAAUCAUGCCAGAGAAAGAACCAAACUCGUAGUCUUUUUGUCACAUUUGAUAAUAAGCACUACUUGUAUUCUAUGCCUUUUCCCCAUUUGGCCAGGCUGAGUUGUUGUGUGAUUUUAUUAGUCAGUUGUUGCUGUGUGUGAUUUUUUAUAGCUGCUGGGAGUUAAACCUGUCUUAAUAAAGAAUGUUUUAGAAAUGUAUAAACUUGCCCAUAUCUCUACCAGGUACUUCCUAAUACAGCAAGAUCAUAAUGAACUAGAACUCCAGUUCAUAGGAUUCUGUCCCUGCCUACAUUCCCCACCAACCAGCUCCCCUUCUUCCUAAUUCUAUAACACCUGAGGGGAAGGGUAGGGAAUAAGAACAUUGCUCUCCCCAUAAUAGCUCCUGAAUAAAGGAAAUUAAGUCAGAGGUCAAAUUUCCUAUUGCUAAAGGAAAGCUGUUAAUAUAUCCAGUCAUUAAUGUGAGGCUCCUAAAAGCAGCUUUUUAUAAUGUAUAGAUGCACUAUGUUUCAUUCCAGAACUUUGAUCAAGAAUUCCUUGCAUAGAGUAGGCACUUAAUAAAUGUCUGUUGAAUUUAAUUUAUUAAAUUGAAGAAUGUAAUUUAUCAGCUUGGUCACUUCAGGAUUGAUUAAACUUAUGUAACCCUAUUGAUUCCUGUGGCCUACGGCAUAUUAUAGAACAAAUUGUACUAUAUUAAAAUUCCAGAAUACUGUUGUAUAACUUCUACUACAAAUAAAAACUGGAUUUAGGAACAAGAUUUAAAUCCGGUUCACUCUCGUGGCAUGGGGUAGAAGCAACUAAUUGGUCUCUUUGGGGGUAGAGAUGUAGGGAAAGGGCAGGGAAAGAAAAUGAGAAUCUUCAUCUAAGUAUCUGAAGCCAGAGGUGCUUUAAAUGAUCCCCUAAACCUUCAUUUUCGUUUUCUGUCUUUACCAAUGACAUUUUGCUUUCUUGAAUUGUUAUAAGGUCACAGCCUAGGCUCUGGGCUUGUUCAGUCUUUUACUAGCACUCUUUUCCCUCAUGUUUGUCCCUGCUGAUAUUGUGGCCACUUGUUUUUAUUAAUAUGGUUUGUAACUACAGGAGCUGUUCAAAGGAUGUUUUCAAAUAAAAACCUAAAAUAAUUCACAA